GGAGGUGUCGCGGCGCGGCGGGUGCGGUUCAGUUGAGCGGCGGCGACGGUGGAGGAUGUGGGCUCUGCAUAGUCUGGUGGUGGCGCUGGCCCUGAGCGUGCUGCCGGGCAGCUGGGCGCUGCGGCCAGGCGACUGCGAAGUUUGCAUUUCUUAUCUGGGAAGAUUUUAUCAGGACCUCAAAGACAGAGAUGUCACAUUCUCACCAACCACUAUUGAAAAAGAACUUAUAAAGUUCUGCCGUGAAGCAAGAGGCAAAGAGAAUCGCUUGUGCUAUUAUAUUGGGGCCACAGAUGAUGCUGCCACAAAAAUCAUCAAUGAGGUGUCAAAGCCUCUGGCCCACCACAUCCCUGUGGAGAAGAUUUGUGAGAAACUGAAGAAGAAAGACAGCCAGAUCUGUGAGCUAAAGUAUGACAAGCAGAUUGACCUGAGCACAGUGGACCUGAAGAAGCUCCGAGUGAAAGAGCUAAAGAAGAUCUUAGACGACUGGGGAGAGACAUGCAAAGGCUGUGCAGAGAAGUCUGAUUACAUCAGGAAGAUAAAUGAACUGAUGCCUAAAUAUGCCCCCAAGGCAGCCAGUGCUCGGACUGAUUUAUAGUCUACCCAAUCCAGUUCCUGCUGCACCCAAGGGGAAGAAGUUUGGCUGUCUCUUGCCAAAACAGCCUUUUUGUAAUUUAUUUUUUAAGUGGGCUCCUGACAAUAUCAGAUAUGAAGCCUGGAGCUUUCCUGAUGAUGUGGGCUCUAUGGUGCCCCCAUAGCGGGAUUCAUUUCCUUCUGUUGCUGGUUUACUCUAGGACUUCAAAGUAUGUCUGGAAUUUUUUUAUUAAAAGAAAAAAAAAUCUGUC
This is a messenger RNA of Heterocephalus glaber (naked mole-rat), 842 nucleotides long. It is a transcript of the gene Manf, whose product is annotated as mesencephalic astrocyte derived neurotrophic factor. The record is from RefSeq and is a predicted model, not a curated record. NCBI's taxonomy places the organism in Eukaryota, Metazoa, Chordata, Mammalia, Rodentia, Bathyergidae. Gene Ontology annotation, biological process: neuron projection development; dopaminergic neuron differentiation. Gene Ontology annotation, cellular component: endoplasmic reticulum.